Molecule: messenger RNA, 1248 nt
Organism: Cyphellophora europaea CBS 101466
Lineage: Eukaryota; Fungi; Ascomycota; Eurotiomycetes; Chaetothyriales; Cyphellophoraceae
Exons: 1
Coding region: 1-1248 (415 amino acids)
Biological process (GO): activation of GTPase activity; nucleocytoplasmic transport
Cellular component (GO): perinuclear region of cytoplasm; nucleus; cytosol
Molecular function (GO): small GTPase binding; GTPase activator activity
Source: RefSeq, a predicted model, not a curated record
AUGUCGUCCACAACUUUCUCCCUGGCCGGCAAAGGCCUCAAGCUCGACACCAAAGAAGACCUCGAGACACAUAUACAGCCCCUUGUAGAUUCUGGCGAUGUCACACAUAUCGACCUCUCAGGCAAUACUUUCGGUGUACCAGCGUGUGAGGCUCUUGCGCCCAUACUGAAAUCUAAAUCCAAACUCGAGUUCGCCGACCUGCACGACAUAUUCACCUCCCGUCUGCUCGAAGAGAUCCCACUCGCUCUCUCCUCCCUCCUAACAGCACUGCUCGAAUGCCAAAACCUCCACACCAUUGAUUUAAGCGACAAUGCUUUCGGCCUCAAGACCAAAGAUCCUCUUGUCGACUUCCUCUCGAAGCAUACGCCCCUGAAACAUCUGAUUUUGAACAAUAACGGCAUGGGCCCAAUUGCAGGCACAUCAAUAGCAGACGCUCUGACAACACUGGCUGAAAAGAAGGCUGCUGCUCGAAAAGAAGGCAAGAAUGUGCCAGAUCUGGAAAGUAUAGUCUGCGGGCGUAAUCGCCUGGAGAAUGGCAGUAUGGUUGCUUGGGCCAAGGCUUACGAGGCACACAAGUCUGGUAUGAAGAGUGUCAAGAUGACUCAGAACGGCAUCCGGCCCGAGGGUAUCACACUUCUGAUCACUGCUGGGCUGUCGAAAUGCACAAAUCUUGAAGUCUUCGACCUACAAGACAACACAUUCACCUUCAAAGGUGCCAGCGCACUGUCAAAGGCUGUCAAUGGCUGGGGCAAACUGCAGGAACUCGGAGUAGGCGACGAUAUGUUAGGCGGUAGAGGCUCUAUCAAGGUUUUUGAGGCUUUGGGCCAGGGCUCCAACGAGGCCAUUGAGAUUCUACGGCUACAAUACAACGAGAUUACACCCGCCGGGCUCAAGAUCCUGCUGCAGACUGCGAGGGAACUCCCAGCUCUACGGCGGGUGGAACUCAACGGCAACAAGUUUGAGGAGGAGGACCCCUCUGUCGAGGCACUCUCGGAACUUCUGUCUCAACGCAAAGAUGAACAUGGUAAAGACAGCGAUGCCGAUGACCACUGGGGCUUGGAUGAGCUAGAUGAAUUGGAGGGCGAAGACAGCGAUGAGGAAGAAGAGGAGAUUGAGGAGGAAGUGGAGGAAGAUACCCGGGAGAAGCUCUUGAAGGAUACAGACGAAGCUGAGAACGAGCCUGUGAGUCAGAAGAAGGAUGCAGAUGUCGAUGCGCUUGCGAAGACCUUGGAGAAGACCGGCAUAUGA